AUGACCUCACGAGACAACUAUACCGCCGCCAAUCACUCAGCCAUCCCAGACAAUCUGGGGCCGAGACUUUCGGCUUUCUUCCGGUCCUGGGAUGAUGCACACACACAAGACCACGCGUAUUUGAAUCUGUUCGCGCCAGACGCCAAACUGGUCUUUGGGCCAACACCUUCUGUAGGCCGCGAUGCCAUCCGUGCCUUCCGAGGCGCCAUGGUGCAUCCAACGAAUGGCCCAGUUGUUAGUCUUCAGCACACGCUAGAAAAGGUCUUCGUCGUCGCCGGAGGUGCUGGGAAUGGGCGGCAGGAGAUUGUUCUCACUGGAUCGAUCUGGUAUAAGCUGAAGAACGGACGACGAGUGGAUGCGGACUUUGCGAGCUCGAUGGUGUUUGCGGACAACGGCCAAGGAGAACUUCAGGCCAAAUUCUACGAAGUAUACGUCGACUCGUUGGAGUUGAUAACUGCGAUCAAGGAAUUGUAA
Capronia epimyces CBS 606.96 is the source of this 474-nucleotide messenger RNA. RefSeq lists its product as uncharacterized. The coding region runs from base 1 to 474 and encodes 157 amino acids. The record is from RefSeq and is a predicted model, not a curated record. The transcript has a single exon. Lineage: Eukaryota; Fungi; Ascomycota; Eurotiomycetes; Chaetothyriales; Herpotrichiellaceae.